AUGCUACCAACAUUAACAGUUUUCUUCAUGUUGCUCUUUGUCCUACUCUGUUUCCUGGGAAUCCUGGCCAACGGCUUCAUUGUGGUAAUGCUGAGCAGGGAAUGGCGACGGCGAGGUAGGCUGCUCCCCUCAGACAUGAUCCUCCUCAGUUUGGGCACCUCUCGAUUCUGCCAGCAGUGUGUUGGGCUGGUGAGCAGUUUAUACUACUUCCUCUACCUGGUGGAGUACUCCAGGGGACUUGCCCGGCAGCUCAUUAGUCUCCACUGGGACUUCUUGAACUCAGCUACUUUUUGGUUUGGCACCUGGCUCAGUGUCCUGUUCUGUAUCAAGAUUGCUAACUUCUCGCAUCCAGCCUUCUUGUGGUUGAAAUGGAGGCUCCCGGCAUUGGUACCCUGGCUCUUGCUGGGCUCUGUCCUGGUGUCCUUGGUCGUGACUCUGCUGUAUUUCUGGGGAAACCACACUAUAUAUCAGGCAUUUUUAAGAAGAAAAAUUUCUGGGAAUGUAACCUUUAAGGAGUGGAACAGAAGGUUGGAAAUAGACUAUUUCAUGCCUCUGAAACUUGUCACCUUGUCAAUUCCUUGCUCUCUUUUUCUGGUCUCAAUUUUGCUGUUGAUCAAUUCUCUCAGGAGACAUACCCAGAGAAUGCAGCACAAUGGCCACAGCUUGCAGGACCCCAGCGCCCAAACUCACAGCAAAGCUCUGAAGUCACUCGUCUUAUUCCUGGUUCUUUACGCACUGUCAUUUGUGUCCAUGGUCAUUGAUGCUACGGUCAUCAUCUCCUCAGAUACCAUGUGGUAUUGGCCCUGGCAAAUAAUACUUUACUUGUGCAUGUCUGUACACCCGUUUAUCCUUAUCACCAAUAAUCUCAGGUUUCGAGGCACCUUUAGGCAGCUAAUGUUGUUGGCCAGGGGUUUCUGGGUGGCCUAG
Messenger RNA from Psammomys obesus (fat sand rat), 927 nucleotides. RefSeq names its product taste receptor type 2 member 41. Gene Ontology annotation, biological process: detection of chemical stimulus involved in sensory perception of bitter taste; G protein-coupled receptor signaling pathway; sensory perception of taste. The transcript has a single exon. Gene Ontology annotation, cellular component: membrane. Lineage: Eukaryota; Metazoa; Chordata; Mammalia; Rodentia; Muridae. The coding region runs from base 1 to 927 and encodes 308 amino acids. The record is from RefSeq and is a predicted model, not a curated record. Gene Ontology annotation, molecular function: G protein-coupled receptor activity.